Molecule: messenger RNA, 3710 nt
Organism: Toxotes jaculatrix (banded archerfish)
Lineage: Eukaryota; Metazoa; Chordata; Actinopteri; Toxotidae
Product: frizzled-7-like
Exons: 4
Coding region: 1006-2727 (573 amino acids)
Biological process (GO): non-canonical Wnt signaling pathway; canonical Wnt signaling pathway
Cellular component (GO): plasma membrane
Molecular function (GO): Wnt-protein binding; Wnt receptor activity
Source: RefSeq, a predicted model, not a curated record
AGCUGCUGCAGGCCGAAGGAGGUUUCUGCAGGUUUUCAGGGUCUCUGCUGCUGCAGGUAAAUAUAACACACAUCUGCCCUCAGUAAUCAGCGGGAGACACACACACAGCUGACCUGUCACAGAUCUCUCUGCAGGAACUCUGGGAAAUGAAGCUGAAGACAAACAGCCGUAAAUCAACAUUUAGACAACAGAGUCCAUGUUUGAAACUCAGCAGGAGAAAAACGUCCAAAAUAACAGGCUGCUGAAAACAAAACAAAAAAUAGUAAUCAACCAAGCUUCAUAUUUAUAACAGUGUUCAUCUGUUUGUAAAGUACAUGGUUUGUUUCUGUGUACAGUGUGGGAGCAGCUGUAUGUGGUGGUGGUCUCUGUGCAACAGGAUCUUAUUUAAAGAUCCUCAUUCCUGACCUGCUGCUGCUGGUCUGCAUCACGAGGACCUCAUCAGACUCCAUCCAAUCAGCAAGUAUUAGAUUUUCAGUCUCAUUCACAACAACACCGUCAGCUGUGUGUCGUCGUGGUAACAGAAAGCUGAGGUUUAACAACAGUCAAUUUGUGUUUUUGAGGUUUUACAUGCAGAUCACACACAGCUGCUUUUACCACAGUGGACGUCUGCAGGCUCCAGUUCAUUAAACUGUGUGUGUGUGUGUGUGUGUGUGUGUGUGUUACAGCCCUGAGCAUGAAACCAGUCAGACCGACAGAGACCGCUGAGAGGGCGAGAGACACAGACGCUCAGUGGAGAGAGAAAGAGCUGGACUGGGUCUGGUCUGUCCGUCCGUCCAUUCAUCUGCUCUUCAACACAGCUUCCACUGUGCUGACUGACUGAGGAGAAACAGCAGCAGCAACAUCUGGAACGUCGACACGUCUGAACGAUGGAAACUCAUCUGUCAGAUAAAUAAUGGAGACUCGUGGGACUCACAGUAAUGUUGCACAGAACAUCUUUGAUUGUGGACACAGAGACAGAUCCUCCCCCGUCCUCACCCCUGAGCCUUUGGUGACAGAGGAGAGCAGAUGUGGUCUCCACAGCAGAGUGAACUCCAACACUGCUGCUGGGUGUUAUCAUCUGUCAUGGUGUUGGGUGGAGGCUGGCGAUGGGUUUGGGUAACGGGCUGCUCUCUGGUCAUUGGCCUCCUCUUCCAGCCCUGCAGCAGUCAGUAUGAGAGGGGGAUUUCCAUCCCUGAGCAUGGCUUCUGCCAGCCCAUCUCCAUCCCCCUCUGCACAGACAUCGCUUACAACCAGACCAUCAUGCCCAACUUGCUGGGUCACACCAACCAAGAAGAUGCUGGGCUGGAGGUCCACCAGUUCUACCCACUGGUUAAAGUCCAGUGCUCUACGGACCUGAAGUUCUUCCUGUGCUCGAUGUACGCGCCGGUCUGCACGGUUCUGGAGCAGGCCAUUCCGCCCUGCAGGUCACUGUGUGAACGGGCACGGCAGGGCUGCGAGGCGCUCAUGAAUAAGUUUGGCUUCCAGUGGCCGGAGAGGCUGCGCUGCGAGAACUUCCCAGUGCACGGUGCAGGAGAGAUCUGCGUGGGUCAGAACACAACCGACACCGACAGCCCCACGUCCGACCCAACCCCCAACCUGCCUGAUCUUGUGACCCUGCUGCCACACAUCCGGACCAACCGGCCCUUCUCCUGCCCUCUGCAGCUUCAGGUGCCCACCUAUCUCAGCUACCGCUUCCUGGGGGUGAAGGACUGCGGUGCUCCGUGCGAGGUCUCCCAGCCUAAUGGACUGAUGUAUUUCCAUGAGGAGGAGUUAAAGUUUGGCCGGCUUUGGGUCGGUGUCUGGUCCAUCCUGUGCUCUGUGAGCACCCUCUUCACAGUGCUCACCUAUCUGGUGGACAUGAAACGGUUUCGAUACCCCGAGAGACCGAUCAUCUUCCUGUCUGGCUGCUACUUCAUGGUGGCAGUGGCCUACACCACAGGCUUCCUGUUGGAGGACAAGGUAGUGUGUAUCGAUAAGUUGAAGGACGCAGGCUACAAGAUGGUGGUCCAGGGCACCAAAAAAGAAGGCUGCACCAUCCUCUUCAUGGUCCUCUACUUCUUCGGCAUGGCCAGCUCCAUCUGGUGGGUGAUCCUGUCCCUUACCUGGUUCCUGUCCGCUGGGAUGAAAUGGGGUCAUGAGGCCAUUGAGGCCAAUGCUCAGUACUUUCACCUGGCAGCCUGGGCGGUUCCUGCUGUGAAAACUAUCACCAUUCUGGCCAUGGGGCAGGUGGACGGAGACCUGCUCACCGGCGUAUGCUAUGUGGGAAUUUACAAUGUGGACGCCCUGCGGGGCUUCGUCCUCGCACCGCUGUUUGUCUACCUCUUCAUUGGCACUUCCUUCCUGCUGGCAGGCUUUGUAUCGCUCUUCCGUAUCCGCACCAUCAUGAAGCACGAUGGCACCAAGACGGAGAAGCUGGAGAAGUUAAUGGUGCGGAUUGGUGUGUUCAGCGUGCUGUACACGGUGCCUGCCACCAUCGUCAUUGCCUGCUACUUCUACGAGCAGGCUUUCCGGCCACAGUGGGAGAGGACGUGGCACAUGCAGACGUGUAAGCGUUUUGCUGUGCCGUGCCCGAGUGGAAACUUCACGCCGGCAACGCCGGACUUCACCGUGUUCAUGAUCAAGUACCUGAUGACCAUGAUCGUGGGGAUCACGUCAGGCUUCUGGAUCUGGUCAGGGAAGACGCUGCAGUCGUGGAGCCACUUCUAUAAGAGACUGAGCAACAACAACCAGGGAGAGACCACAGUGUAGAGCCGGUGGAGGAAGGGGCUGGAUUUUGCCCCAUGGAUGCACUUAAACUGAUGGAGGGCGUUUGAUUCUUGGAAGGAGAAACAGUUUUGUGCUCAGUGAGCGUUUGACUGAGCCCUUCAUUCACAGAUUUCUGCUCUGAGUCCUCGUUUCAAACCCUCACAGAGAAGGAGGCUGUGAAUUCUUCAGGAUUUUUCCACCUGCAGUCACAGUGACGUUGCUGCAAAUGAAGCUUCCACCUGUAGUUCUUUAAUGUUUGAUACACUGAUAGAGCAGCACACAGAUUCAGGUGAUGUAAACGCUCUGGCAGGUGGAGAUACAGUGAGGUGAGAGGGACAGGUGCGUACAGGUGUCACAAACAACAGGAAGUUAGUUCCUGUGCUUUACUGUCCUUUAACACAGCUCAUGGACAAAAUUAAAAUACUUUAACACUGAGAGUUGGAUUUAUGCGAUUUGCACCUCAAACCCUCCUCCUCCUGUUCCUCCUCCUCCUCCUCCUCCUCCUCAGAGUCCUGAGUCAGGUCUGAACUCACAGACAUGAAACACAUGUUGAUAUGAUUCAGUGUGACUUCAUUAUCUCCGAUGUCCCUCCAGAAUAAACUUCCAGGAAUCCAAAUAGAAGUCAGAGAAAAAAGCAGAACUUGACUGAGAAUCAGUUUGACUGAAUGGACAGAGCAUUGUGGGAUAUAGUAUGACAUCAGUGUACAGUAUUUCUCACACACACACACACACACACACACACACAGACCUAUCAGCUUGUUCUGAGAUUUUCUUUUUAACUCAGAUAUUGAUAUUGAAAAUAAUUAUAAACUUCAUUUAUAUUGCAUAAGCACACUAUAGUUAAAAUGUUUCCAUGACACUGAUUUAUUUGAUCAGUUUAUUCAGUCACACUGCCUCAUUUAUCACUAAUCUGUAAAUACUAUCUUGUGAAUUUUUGAGAAUUUUUAAAUCACUUUUAAAAAUCACUUUUUAAGCAGUGUAUUUGU